AGCAAAAAUCAAGAACCUAAGGCAAAGAUCAAGGAAUUUGAGGCAAAGAUUGAGGAACCUGAGAUAAAGAUUAUCAAAAAACCUGGGCAAAGAACAAAAACCCAGGAGCCUGAUUUAGAAAUCAAGAACUCAAAGCAGAAAGAAAAAUCUAAAGAUUAG
Messenger RNA from Racocetra fulgida, 159 nucleotides. The record is from the annotation of a GenBank genome assembly. NCBI's taxonomy places the organism in Eukaryota, Fungi, Glomeromycota, Glomeromycetes, Diversisporales, Gigasporaceae.